AUGGAUAGAGCCGCUAGAAGGACAAACGCGAGAGAGUGCAUCAGUGUGCACUUGGGCCAGGCCGGGGUUCAGAUCGGAAACGCCUGUUGGGAGUUGUACUGCCUGGAGCACGGGAUCAAUCCGGACGGCCAGAUGACCUCGGAUCAGAGGCAGGGAUUCGAUUCCUUUUCCACUUUCUUUAACGAAACCGGAGCUGGAAAGCAUGUUCCCAGAGCAGUUUUUGUCGAUUUGGAGCCAACCGUCAUCGAUGAAAUCCGAUCUGGAACCUACAAGAACCUCUUCCACCCUGAGCAGAUGAUAAAUGGAAAGGAAGAUGCUGCGAAUAACUACGCCAGAGGGCACUACAGCGUAGGAAAGGAGCUGAUCGAUCUGGUACUGGAGAGGAUCAGGAAGUUGGCCGAGCACUGCACUGGCUUGCAGGGCUUCCUGGUUUUCCACAGUUUCGGGGGUGGUACAGGGUCAGGGUUCACCUCCCUCCUAAUGGAGAGACUCAGCGUGGAGUACGCCAAGAAAUCGAAAUUGGAGUUCUCGGUGUACCCGGCUCCAAGGGUGUCGACUGCCGUGGUCGAGCCCUACAACUCCAUCCUCACCACGCACACCACCCUCGAGCACUCCGACUGCUCUUUCAUGGUCGACAACGAGGCAAUCUUCGACAUCUGCUGCCGAAAUCUGGACAUCGAGAGGCCAACCUACAGCAAUUUAAACAGACUCAUAGCUCAGGUUGUCAGUUCAAUCACCGCCUCGCUGAGGUUCGACGGGGCGUUGAACGUCGACCUAACUGAAUUUCAGACGAAUUUGGUCCCCUACCCGCGCAUCCACUUCCCUCUGACGACGUACGCUCCUGUCCUGUCGGCUGCCAAGGCCUUCCACGAACAGAACACCGUGCAAGAAAUGACUGCUGCCUGCUUCGAGCCUCAAAACCAGAUGGUGAAAUGCGACCCCAGGAACGGUAAGUACAUGGCUUGCUGCCUCUUGUACAGGGGGGACGUGGUCCCUAAGGAUGUCAACAACGCCAUCGCCACUAUCAAAACCAAAAAAAACAUCCACUUCGUGGAUUGGUGCCCCACUGGAUUCAAGGUGGGCAUCAACUACAGGCCCCCAACGGUCAUCCCGGGUGGGGACCUGGCCAAAGUGGAGAGAGCCGUCUGCAUGUUGAGCAACACGACAGCGGUUGCAGAGGCCUGGGCCAGGUUGGACCACAAAUUCGAUCUGCUCUUUUCGAAACGGGCCUUCGUACACUGGUACGUUGGAGAGGGGAUGGAAGAGGGCGAGUUUGCAGAGGCCAGGGAAGAUUUGGCCGCCCUCGAGAAGGAUUACGAAGAAGUGGGCAUCGAUUCCGUGAACACUGCUGGGGAAAAUGGAUCCUCUGAUGAACAUUAAAAUUCAAUCCACCGUUUAUUCCAAACUAGUUUAGUGUCAUAUUAAUUAAUUAGUUAAUUAAUUAAUUUAAUAACUAAUUAAUUGUUUAAUUAAUUGUUUAAUUGAUAAUUUGUAGAUUUCAUAUUUAAUUUGUCAAGUAAAAAGUAAAAAUGAGUUAGAACUUUAAAAAAGCCAACCAGCAGAAAAUAUUUUCUUCCUAUCGAAUGCUUAUAAAAUACGAACUCUGUAUACAUCAAGAAAUAGCACGCAUUUAUUUCAAGAGCUUAUUGUUUUAAAACAUUCCAGUUUAAUCAACCAAUUAAUCAAUUAAUUGAGUGAUUAGUUAGUCAGUUAAUUAAUUAAUUAAUUAAGUAAGUAAUUAACUAAAAUGUAAUUAAAUGUAUCUGCCUCUUUCAAUUUAUUCCUUUCAAUUUAUCAAAAGUUGCCUAUUGUGAUUUGUUGCAUUUGUACCUAUAUGAAUGAAUCAGUUAAAUUUUAUAUUUAAUUAUUAUUAAUUUUAUAUUUAAUUAUUAUUAACUAUAAUUAGUCAUGCUUACAGACCUCUAUAGAAUCAACGCUUUGCUCGUUCAUCGUUCGUUCUUCUUGAUUGAUUGAAUCAAAUAAAUAUUAUCUUUUGUGUGUGUGCGCGCGUGUGUGCGUGUGUGUGCGUGUGUGUGCAGUGCAUGUGUUCAUUCUUUCCAACUUUUCAGUUUUUUUUAAAGAAUUUUUUUUUUAUUUUACAAUCUUAUUUUUUCGUGUCGCUAUUGUAUUCCCAGCUCGCUAUAUGAUACUCUCAUUUGAUUGGCUACCGUCUUCAUCAUCGUCGUCGUCGUCAUCAUUGUAAAUAAAUAAAUUUUGAGAAUAAUUUUUGAUAGUUGUGAAGAAUUAUGAGAAAAUAAAUUAUAAUGAUC
Molecule: messenger RNA, 2270 nt
Organism: Helobdella robusta
Lineage: Eukaryota; Metazoa; Annelida; Clitellata; Rhynchobdellida; Glossiphoniidae
Exons: 5
Coding region: 1-1380 (459 amino acids)
Biological process (GO): mitotic cell cycle; microtubule cytoskeleton organization
Cellular component (GO): cytoplasm; microtubule
Molecular function (GO): GTP binding; structural constituent of cytoskeleton
Source: RefSeq, a predicted model, not a curated record